This is a messenger RNA of Leguminivora glycinivorella, 924 nucleotides long. Its product is annotated as protein enabled homolog. The transcript has 3 exons. The coding region runs from base 1 to 924 and encodes 307 amino acids. The record is from RefSeq and is a predicted model, not a curated record. NCBI's taxonomy places the organism in Eukaryota, Metazoa, Arthropoda, Insecta, Lepidoptera, Tortricidae.
AUGUCUUCAGAACAACCUACCAAGAUGACUACAAGGAGGGACGUCCUGAUUGCCAAAAUGCAACAAUUACAGAAGGAGCUCAAAACAGCCAACGAGCUGAACAAAAAGCUCCUUCAAGAACAAGAAGAGAGUGAACAGGAGAUUGAGCGUGUUGUAAGAACAAACACAACACUAAAAAAUCAACUCGCCAACCAAGACGUUGAGUAUGAAGACUUGCAAGGGCAGCGCGAUGAACUGCAGGCCAUUGUCAACCGGUUCCAGCAAUGCCAGGAUAUACACGAGCUGGCGUUACAACGCGUCCGGGACUUGCAACAGCAACUGGAGGAGUCGGAAUCAAAACAUGUUUGCAAGUAUUGCUCCGGCAACCCCGUGCCCGCUGACAAUAAUAUGAAACCGGGCAGCGGCUACAACCUGAGCUUCGAGUCACCACGGCCACCGACGCGCCCCGCCGCGCCGAGUUCGCCCGCGCUGCGUGCCGUCCUAGCCGCGCCGGGAUCGCCCGCGCUGCGAGCGCUGUUCGCGUCGCGCCCGAGCCUCGCGCUCGAGCCCAGCAGAGACCUUCACCCCGUCUCGAGCUUCGGGGAUCCUGCGCCAGUACCGGCUCAACCGCCAUCGUCACCGCCGGGCGUCGUCGAGCGGGUUCCAUCGCGACCGUCCAUCGCCGGGCCGGCUCCAUCGCCGCCGGCCCUCGUCGAGCCGGCCUCGUCGCCGCCCAGCCUAGCUACGCUGGCUCUGGCGCUGCUGACCUAUGUCUCGCCCGCUCCGGCGCCGCCACCCCUCGUCUCGCCGCCGUCGCCCCGCCUCGCGCCGCCAUCCUCCCCGCCGCCGCCGCGGUCUAUGUUAGUCUCAAAAUGCUCCAUCCAGAUGUUCGCUAACACCGGCGCCACAGGGCUGCCCAUAGCAACUCCGUCAAUCUGGAGAUAA